AAUUACUUGAUAUGCAUUGUGUCAUUAUUAAUCGAUGAGUGAAUAAGCUCAAAAAGUUUGCUUAUUAAUAUGUUUUUAUUGCUACAAAUCUUAUUCUUUUUAGUCGGCAGUGGGAUAGGGCAGCAGUGUCAGAUAGCGCAAAAAUGUGUUACUGAUUUUUCCGAAAACGAUUGCUGGAUGGCAGAGCAAUUAGUUCCUAAUAGCCAUAUAUAUAAUUGUUGCCCAAGCUGCCAACAAUCCCCUGGCGAGAUACCUCCAACGACUGGAUGUAAUCCUCCUGCAAAUUGUCUACCUGAUGGUACUUACGGUCCAGUACAAUGCAAGGGGGAUACGUUUACAGGAAGGUGUUUCUGCUCCAAUGAAAAUGGGACCAGAAUAUUUGGACAAAUGUGGAGGGCAGACGCCAGUCAAAUGACUUGCGCAUGCAGCAGACGGCGGGCGGAAUUGGAAGCGACUGAAAAGAGAAGUGUUACUCUUCAUUGCACACGAACGGGGGAUUAUGAGCCUCUACAAUGUGACAACGGUAUGUGUUGGUGUGCGGAGCCCAGAACCGGGCAGCCAACCGCGGGACCAGUACCUGAAGCAGAUAUGAGACAACUUCCAUGUUAUAGAUCAUCGUUGGUAGGUACACAGUAUUUACGUCAAUGUGAAAGCGUUGUCCACGCCAUAGCUACGAUUCAACGGGAACAAAUGGAACACGGCACCAGCUUCUUAGGGAAUCCCGUCACCUUUUGCGACUAUGACGGCAGCUAUGGACCCUUCCAAAUUAGAAAUGGAAUUGCGUACUGCACGGGACGUGAUGGUGAGAUUCUGGGAUCAUGGCAGACCGUUUCAAGUGAAAUGACUGGAAUGAAUUGCAAUUGCGCCCGUGACACGAUGUUAUACUUCCCGGAGCGAGGUAUGACAGUGACAGAGAACUGCCAACCGAACGGCAACUACGUGCCUAACCAGAACGUUGGAAACGUGUUCUACUGCGUGGAUAGCGAUGGAUAUCCCACCACUGACUUCCUCGACGAGUGGCCGCCUGGCAAUUGUAUGGAUACACCUACUUCUAAACGAAACAAACUAAGUUUGGAUGCUCCCUAUGUAUAAGCUGACCACGUCCAUAUCCUAUAUCCAUUUAUAGAUAGGUACACUAGCUUGAGUUUUGAUGCUCCCGCUUAAACCACCUCAAUGCCGUGGUCGUGGUUAAAUGUACUGAAAUAAAUAACCUAUUUAAGUAAUAUAAUUAAAAUUUUCUAAUAUCA
This is a messenger RNA of Chilo suppressalis (striped riceborer), 1247 nucleotides long. Lineage: Eukaryota; Metazoa; Arthropoda; Insecta; Lepidoptera; Crambidae. The record is from the annotation of a GenBank genome assembly.